Molecule: messenger RNA, 346 nt
Organism: Rotaria sp. Silwood2
Lineage: Eukaryota; Metazoa; Rotifera; Eurotatoria; Philodinida; Philodinidae
Source: the annotation of a GenBank genome assembly
AUGCGAGCUGGUGCAACUGGCGAACCAAUAGCAAAAAGGACAGUUUGUGUACAGCGUCGUAUUACUACUCUUGCUGAUCAUUAUGCAAAUGAUGAAAUCAAUUUAGGAGAAUAUCUAGAAGCCCAUGUCGUACAUUUACUUGAACUAACGCCGGUAUACCGCGGUAGUCGAGAAUACCGGCGGUAUACCGCUGGUAUACCGGCGGUUGGUUUAAAUACCGCGGUAUAUCGAUGGUUUUCUUGAUUACCGCGGUAUACCGGCGGUGAAACUAUCUAUCUCUCUCUCUCUGUCUAUAAAUAUAUAUGAUAACGUUCUUUUUGAUUUAGAUGAUUGUGAACAUUGCAAU